AUGAACUGCUUUCAUGUUUGCUCUGAGCUCCUCUACUCCUCCGUUCACCUGCUCCUUUACUCCUCUACUCCUCCGUUCACCUGCUCCUUUACUCCUCUGCUCCUCUACUCCUCUACUCCUCCGUUCACCUGCUCCUUUACUCCUCUGCUCCUCUACUCCUCUACUACUCCGUUCAACUGCUCCUUUACUCCUCCACUCCUCUACUCCUCCGUUCACCUGCUCCUUUACUCCUCUACUCCUCUACUCCUCCGUUCACCUGCUCCUCUACUCCUCCACUUCUCUACUCCUCCGUUCACCUGCUCCUUUACUCCUCCACUUCUCUACUCCUCCGUUCACCUGCUCCUUUACUCCUCCACUUCUCUACUCCUCCGUUCACCUGCUCCUUUACUCCUCUACUCCUCUACUCCUCCGUUCACCUGCUCCUUUACUCCUCCACUUCUCUACUCCUCCGUUCACCUGCUCCUUUACUCCUCUGCUCCUCUACUCCUCUACUCCUCCGUUCACCUGCUCCUUUACUCCUCUGCUCCUCUACUCCUCCGUUCACCUGCUCCUCUACUCCUCCACUUCUCUACUCCUCCGUUCACCUGCUCCUUUACUCCUCCACUCCUCUACUCCUCCGUUCACCUGCUCCUUUACUCCUCUGCUCCUCUACUCCUCCGUUCACCUGCUCCUUUACUCCUCCACUCCUCUACUCCUCCAUUCACCUGCUCCUUUACUCCUCCGCUCCUCUACUCCUCCAUUCACCUGCUCCUUUACUCCUCCACUCCUCUACUCCUCCGUUCACCUGCUCCUUUACUCCUCCGCUUCUCUACUCCUCCAUUCACCUGCUCCUUUACUCCACCGCUCCUCUACUCCUCCGUUCACCUGCUCCUUUACUCCUCCACUUCUCUACUCCUCCGUUCACCUGCUCCUUUACUCCUCCGCUCCUCUACUCCUCCGUUCACCUGCUCCUUUACUCCUCCACUCCUCUACUCCUCCGUUCACCUGCUCCUUUACUCCUCCACUCCUCUACUCCUCCGUUCACCUGCUCCUUUACUCCUCCACUCCUCUACUCCUCCACUUUCCUACUCCUCUACUGCUCCGUUCACCCGCUCCUUUACUCCUCCACCCCUCUACUCCUCUACUCCUCCGUUCACCUGCUCCUUUACUCCUCCACUCCUCUACUCCUCUGUUCACCUGCUCCUUUACUCCUCCACUCCUCUACUCCUCCACUUCUCUACUCCUCUACUGCUCCAUUCACCAGCUCCUUUACUCCUCCACUCCUCUACUCCUCUACUCCUCCGUUCACCUGCUCCUUUACUCCUCCGCUCCUCUACUCAUCUACUCCUCCGGUCACCUGCUCCUUUACUCCUCCACUUCUCUACUCCUCUAACCCUCCGUUCACCUGCUCCUUUACUCCUCCACUCCUCUACUCCUCCACUUCUCUACUCCUUUGCUCCUCUACUCCUCCAUUUCUUUACUCCUCCACUUCUCUACUUCUCUGCUCCUCUACUCCUCUGUUCACCUGCUCCUUUACUCCUCCACUCCUCUACUCCUCCACUUCCCUACUCCUCUACUGCUCCGUUCACCCGCUCCUUUACUCCUUCACUCCUCUACUUCUCUGCUCCUCUACUCCUCUGUUCACCUGCUCCUUUACUCCUCCGCUUCUCUACUCGUCCACUUCUCUACUCCUCUACUCCUCCGUUCACCCACUCCUUUACUCCUCCGCUCCUCUACUCCUCCGUUCACUCGCUCCUUUACUCCUCCGCUCCUCUACUCCGUUCACCCGCUCCUUUACUCCUCCACUUCUCUACUCCUCCAUUCACCCGCUCCUUUACUCCUCCGCUCCUCUACUCCUCCGUUCACCCGCUCCUUUACUCCUCCACUCCUCUACUCCUCCGUUCACCCGCUCCUUUACUCCUCCACUUCUCUACUCCUCCACUUCUCUACUCCUCCAUUCACCCGCUCCUUUACUCCUCCGCUCCUCUACUCCUCCACUUCUCUACUCCUCUACUCCUCCGUUCCCCCACUCCUUUUCUACUCCUCUACUCCUCCGUUCACCUGCUCCUUUACUCCUCUGCUCCUCUACUCUUCCACUUCUUUACUCCUCUGCUCCUCUACUCCUCCACUUCUGUACUUCUCUACUCCUUCACUUCCCUCCUUAUCUACUCUUUCACUCCUCUAGUCCUGCACUUCUCUACUCCUCCACUCUUCUGCUCCUCGAGUCCUCCAGUUUUCUACUCCUCCAUUCCUCCACUCCUCUACUCCUCUCCUCAGCUCCUUUGUUCUUCUACUCUGAUGCGGAAUUAA
Messenger RNA from Pygocentrus nattereri (red-bellied piranha), 2289 nucleotides. RefSeq names its product extensin-2-like. The coding region runs from base 1 to 2289 and encodes 762 amino acids. The transcript has a single exon. Lineage: Eukaryota; Metazoa; Chordata; Actinopteri; Characiformes; Serrasalmidae. The record is from RefSeq and is a predicted model, not a curated record.